UCCGUCAAUCAAUUAUCACAUUCAAUCAAACAGGAAAUCAUUUAUCAGAAAAAGAAAAAAAAAAAAAAAACAUUUUAUUCCAAGUAAGCGGGGGCAAUUGUGUAAAUAUGUAACAGUUCAAAGUUCAAAGUUCAAACUCUCUGUAGAAAGCGUAGUUGGUAAACCCUAAACCGUAUCUUAAUCCGCAUCUGCCUUUCCUCCCUCCCAUUUCCAAACGCCACUCCACAAAAAUACACUCUUCUGUCUCUCUCCUCUGCCCCCUGACUCAGUCCCCCACACCCCGACGUCUCCAAUAUCUGGCCUUCAUCAGCAGCAUGCCGCAAAAUCUCACCAUCGAGAUUCUCCACCAUCGUUUGGGCCCUUCCGCUUCCGAUUUGUAGAUAUUUUUACCGAGUUUCUUUCGGCGGUGGGUUCAGAGAUGGGUGGCAAUGGCAAGCACCGAUGGAAGAUUUCCAUACACCGGUCCUCGUCGUCGCCGGCGAAGCAUAAAGCCAGGGAACCUCCGAAGGAGUUCGUUUGCCCCAUUUUUGGGUCGGUGAUGGCGGACCCAGUUGUGGUCUCGUCGGGCCAAACAUUCGAGCGCACCUGCGUUCAGGUAUGCCGGGAUUUGGGGUUUUCGCCGGUGCUCGCCGAUGAGUCCAGACCUGAUUUCUCGACGGUGAUUCCGAAUUUGGCCCUCAAGUCGACGGUUAUCCGGUGGUGCGAUUCGUCAGGGGCGGAGCAUCCGAGAAUUCCGGACUAUUGCUCCGUUGAGAAGAUGGUUCGUAAGAUGAUAGCGGCGGAGAAAGCCAUCGCUGAGGAGAAUGAGAAAAUUAGGGGUUCGGAGGUGGAAUUGUUGAACGCAGUGUCGGAUAAGCCUCCAGUGACGUUCUCGCACGCGGCGACGGAGUUGAAUCAUCGGACGAACCACUUCGACUCGAGCUCCGAGGAAUCGGUCAUCGCAGCGAGUCCGGCGACUCCUCUGCCGCUCGCGACGCGGCCGUCUUGCUAUUCUUCGUCGUCGUCGUCGUCGGAGAUCGUCGCGGACGAUACCCUAAACAUCACUAUAAACCCCGACUCGUCCGAAGAGGAAAAGGUCGUGGUGAAGAUGUGGAGCCACGAAGUGUACGAACAAGAAGAAGGCGUGAUUUCACUGAGGGAGACCACGAGAACAAACGAAGAAGCUAGGGUUUCGAUGUGCACUCCCCGGCUGCUCUUAGCCCUCAAAUCGUUGCUCGCCUCGAGGUAUUCCGCUGUGCAGACAAACGCGGUGGCAUCGCUGGUGAAUCUCUCGCUGGCGAAGGCAAACAAGGUGAAGAUCGUACGGUCAGGAAUCGUUCCGCCGUUGAUAGAUCUGCUGAAGGGAGGGUUCAGCGAGUCGCAGGAGCACGCGGCGGGCGCGCUCUUCAGCUUAGCCCUGGAAGACGACAACAAGAUGGCAAUCGGCGUUCUCGGCGCGCUGCAGCCACUCAUCCACGCGCUCCGAUCGGCGAGCGAGCGGGCACGGCACGACUCGGCGCUGGCUCUGUACCACCUCUCGCUGGUUCAGAGCAACCGAGUGAAGCUGGUGAAACUGGGCGCGGUCCCGACGCUGCUGGCGAUGGCGAGAUCGGGGACCAUGGCGGGGCGCGUGAUGCUGACGCUGUGCAACCUUGCGGCGUGCGGGGAGGGGAGGUCGGCGAUGCUGGACGCGAACGCGGUGGGAUGCCUGGUGGGGAUGCUGAGGGGGGGCGGCGGGGGGUCGGAGUCGGAGGCGACGCGGGAGAACAGCGUAGCAGCGUUGUACUCGCUGAGUCACGGGAGCAUGAGGUUCAAGGGGCUGGCGAAGGAGGCGAGGGCGGUGGAGGUGCUGAGGGAGGUGGAGGAGAGAGGGAGCGAGAGAGCGAGGGAAAAGGCGAAGAGGAUGUUGCAGAUGAUGAGGGGGAGAGACGAGGGGGAGGAGGAAAGGGCCAUAGAGGGGGGGUUUUCGACGGCCGGCGCGAGUCGGACUCGGUCUCGACUCGGUAUUGUGGGCGGUGCCAACUCAACUGAGUUCUGAUUUUUAUUUUUAUUUUUUUUUUGGGGGGUGUAAUUACUGAUGAUGGUGGAUUGUGUAAUUUGUGGUGUUUUGGGUUUUUGUUCCCUAUAUAUAUUUAUUUUUAUGUGAAUUAUAUUCGUGGCGGCGUUUUGGGUUUGUGAAUGUGUAAAUAAAAGGAAAAAAACAAAGCGUACUGUUGUUAGUU
This is a messenger RNA of Malania oleifera, 2201 nucleotides long. Its product is annotated as U-box domain-containing protein 38-like. The record is from RefSeq and is a predicted model, not a curated record. The coding region runs from base 419 to 2017 and encodes 532 amino acids. NCBI's taxonomy places the organism in Eukaryota, Viridiplantae, Streptophyta, Magnoliopsida, Santalales, Ximeniaceae. The transcript has a single exon. Gene Ontology annotation, molecular function: ubiquitin-protein transferase activity; protein binding. Gene Ontology annotation, cellular component: nucleus; cytoplasm. Gene Ontology annotation, biological process: protein ubiquitination.